Molecule: messenger RNA, 3934 nt
Organism: Salvelinus namaycush (lake trout)
Lineage: Eukaryota; Metazoa; Chordata; Actinopteri; Salmoniformes; Salmonidae
Product: armadillo repeat-containing protein 1-like
Exons: 7
Coding region: 685-1512 (275 amino acids)
Molecular function (GO): protein binding
Source: RefSeq, a predicted model, not a curated record
UUUAUUUAAUGUUUUAUUAAAGAUGCUGGGGCGUAUUCAUUAGGCCAAUUAUGUUACAAAACGUUUCUUAAACUAAAUCAAACGGAACGAAACGGGGAGGGACCGAGACAGAAUUAAAUGUUAGUAAUUUAACAGGAUAUCUAUGGGACCUACCUGAAUUUGUCCAAAAAGAAACUCGUUAUAGUUGAGAACGUUUUGCAACUAUUUGGACUAAUGAUUACAUCACAGAUAACUAAGCUUUCUCUUUGAUCUGUGUUUUGUUUAAAAAUAUUACUUUGUAUAGCGGUCUGACAUUAAUACAGAUCUAGGAUCAGUGCAUUGAGGAUCCGUGUUACAAUAUAAACCGUAAAACUGAUCUUAAAUCAGCAUGCCGGGGCAUCAUCUGACACCACGCAAGAACAAUGCAGCUGAAUGGCUUGUGAAGUGGGCAUGUCGCCCCCAACGUCCAAUCGGAGACGUUUAUAUUGCAGAGUGGCCGCUUGGAACAGUCCUGUCGAGUUUGUCGGUAACUGAAUACCACAUUUUGUAAUGUAAUAAUAACAGAAAAUAAAAGCGUCUGGCUACAUUUGUGUUAUUUUACCCGUUGGAUUUUGUUCAUGCUGUCUUUCUUGGACGCUGUGUGCACAUUGUGCAGGUCUGAAGAGGCAUUUAUUUGAAGACUUGUAUGGGUCUGUAAGAGGCAUCAUGAGUAGGGAGCCAGACGCUUUGGCUGUGGUGAACCAGUUGAGGGAUCUUGCUGCAGAUCCUAUGAACAGAAGAGCUAUUGUUCAAGACCAAGGUUGCUUACCCGGACUCAUCCUUUUUCUGGACCAUCCCAAUCCCCAGGUUGUCUACUCAGCACUCCUGGCUGUGCGCUACCUCGCAGAAUGUCGUCAAAACAGGGAGAAAAUGAAGGGGGAGCUGGGGAUGAUGUUAAGUCUUCAGAAUGUCAUGCAAAAGACAACCACCCCAGGAGAGACUAAGCUGCUGGCCUCAGAAAUCUAUGAACUCCUCCAGGCUUCUAACGGUGAGGAUGCAGACAAGCCUGAGGAGGGCCCCUCUUGCAGACGUAAGGCCCAGUUCUUCCUGGGCUCCACCAACAAGCGGGCCAAAACAGUGGUCCUCCACAUACAUGGCUUGGAUGACUCUUGCCGGAGGAGCCUUUGUGAAGAGUCCUUGUUGAAGAUCCGAGGCGUCAUCAGCUUUACAUUCCAGAUGGGCGUUAAGAGGUGCAUCGUCAGAAUCCGCUCAGACCUGAAGGCAGAGAUUCUGGGUUCUGCCAUCGCCUCAACUGAAGUAAUGAAAGCUCAACAGGUGGUCAGGGGAGAGGAUGGAGAAGAGGUAAUCAUCCCAUUCCCGGAGGAUGGUUCGGUAGCGGUGGAGCAGAAUGUGGCUCUUCCAGACUACCUUCCAGAGGAGGAGAGCCCGUCCCAGGAGCCAGACAAGGCUGUGACCCUCGUGGGCACAGGGCAGGAUGGAGCAGGCUGGCUAGGCACUGCAGCUAACUUCCUGUCCCGCUCGUUCUACUGGUGACACUCCCAGACCACCCACACCUCUUCAGAUACUACAGAUACAGAAUCAGGCUCCCAGCUGCCAAAGAGCUGGACUGCCAACGGCAAUGUGUAACAACAAACUAUUCCAAUGCGUACAGUACACACAUGCACCCACAAUCUCACACCCACCUUGCACCAUACAGAAUCACCAAGCCAUUAAGGGACAGGACUGGCUUCCGGAAUUGAUUCUUAUUUCUUAUCUUUAGGGUUCUGAUUGAGAGCUAGACUAUUCUUUCUGCACAUGUAAAUGUUUUGAAAACCAAAUUGUCUUGUUGUGAGGAGCAUUAUUGUGGCAGCAUUAGGACUUGAUCCAUCAGAAAGGGUCGAAACUUUACCACAAAAUUAAUUUCCUGUAGUUAGAGCACUUUUUUUAAGCAUCUGAAAGCGUGUUUGCAUUAAGGGUCUUUUUCUCCCUACCUUUUUAUCUGACUUUUUAGACCAAGAACUGACCCAUCCUCCUCUUUUUUGGCAAUGGGUGUUCUAGAAUAUGCAGUAAUCAACAUGUGUUCAGUUAUCGUGCCUUUCAUUUCAUUCUGUUUACAUGGAGACCCUUGUGACUGACUGUCAGCUUUAGUUCUGAAAUGUAUUCUGCCUGUAAGGCUCUCCUUUGAUAUAUUCCAAAGGUUACUGAUGUAGACACUGGAUAAACUCCAAUCUAGGUACUCUUCAAUUCCAAUACCUACUGAAAUCAUUAAUGGAAUCUGUCGUGAGUUAUGAGAAAUGUUUACAGGACUGGGUGGCUGGUUGAGACUGUUUUCUCUCCAGAAACAGCAUGGAGAUUUUAGUCUGACCACUGUGGUAUUCUCUAACAACGUGGUGUCAUGCAUUAUUAGCUUGUUUUAUGUUAAGUAUUACUCAUUCGAAGGACAAUAUUAGAAUAUCUUUCCUAAGGAAGAGCAUUGUUCCUCUUUCAGGGACAGCCUCUGCCAUUUCCCCAAUGUCUUGCAUGAUUUAACACAGUUAAAAAUAAUACAAGGCUAAACGUAAAUCUCUCGUGGACAGACUACAUAAACGGUUAAGCAUCUGACCAAAUUACGUGAGAUUUGAGUUCUGGUUUAACCAAGAUUAGGCUAAACCGAACAUUAAUAAUCUCUGAAUAUAUGUUGAUGGAAACAAACAUUGUUAGAUUUCAUUGGAGAUGGAUUGGCCAGCCGUGUCCUUAACCUCUGGUUAAAGGGAGCUCAAGUGGGUGCUGCCUUAGUUUUGGGUUAUCUGUAAGUAUAGAAUUCUGAAUAUUUUGGCUGGUUCAGUCAAUAUAGUGGAUCAAUUGCCCAGCCUCUGAAAUAGCUAUGCUAUCAGUGCAUGUUAGUGUAUGAAUGGGAAAUGUUUGUGCUGAGUUUAUUACUGUUCAAAGUAAAUCUCAGCAUAAUAAGUAUUCAGUUUGUACCACCUAUUUUACAGGUAACAACCUCUGUGGGAGAACUUUCAAAAGAGGUUAUCUUUUGAAAGUGUGUCUUGAAAGUCAAUAUCUGUCUGGAGGGGGAAAAAUCCUUGUAUAGAAUUGUCAAGCAAUGUCCUGUUGUCCACUCAUGUAUUUGUUUUUCAUCCUGUAAAGACUCCCAUCUCGUACAAUCACACCUGACUAGAUUGUGUUUAUCAUGCCAGGGCAGCAUGCAUCUUAUUUGCGAAUACUGUAUAGUUCACACUCAUCAAUACUGUGCAUUGGUUGCCAAUGAAGUCAUUCACAAAGAAAUAUGUAAAUAUCUUUGUCUUGUCAUUGACAUGCUUUUUGUUCAGAAACCAUUAUUAGGUCAACUAUCAUGAUUUAAGUCAGCCUUUUGUUUGUCAUCUUUAUUUGACUCAGGUGACAUUUCUAUCACAUAAUCCACAUACAAAUCACUCAUGUAUUUUAAAUUAACCCCCAAACAUUAAAUAUUUCCUUUCCCUCCUGACUAUUAAGGGGCAAUUCCACUACUUUUCAACCUCAUUUUCAUUAUCUCCAGCACAAUACCAGUGUCUACCGGCAAUAAAAUACCCUCCCUCUGGCUAGAAACUCAUUGCAGAUUUUGAAAAUCACUUUUUUUUGUUACUUUUUAUCCUACACUGUGAUGUCACAAAGAAGCAUUUUAAAGGACCUUAUCUUUUUAACCACAGAUAAUAGAAACACUGUUUUCAGAUAUGUAGACACUGGUUUGGUGCUGGAGAUAAUGAAUGAGGUUGAAAAGUGAAUUGCUCUUUUAACAUUACAACCUAUUUAUGCUUGAGUUGUGUUUCUUUCCACCAAUACAGAAUGAACACCUAUCGCACAGGAAUGUUAUGUACAGUAUGUAUGUGCAUCACAGGUAUAUUUGCUGCCUGUCAGUUUGUCUGUAGUGUUGUGGGCCAUUGUGUUUUUGAUGUGAGUUAUGAUUCCUAAGAGUUACAUAAAAUAAUAUUAAAAGCCAAUGUUAUUCUAUGAAAUA